Xiphophorus hellerii (green swordtail) is the source of this 4020-nucleotide messenger RNA. It is a transcript of the gene wdr6, whose product is annotated as WD repeat domain 6. The coding region runs from base 140 to 3877 and encodes 1245 amino acids. The transcript has 7 exons. The record is from RefSeq and is a predicted model, not a curated record. NCBI's taxonomy places the organism in Eukaryota, Metazoa, Chordata, Actinopteri, Cyprinodontiformes, Poeciliidae. Gene Ontology annotation, molecular function: protein binding. Gene Ontology annotation, cellular component: cytoplasm. Gene Ontology annotation, biological process: tRNA methylation.
UAGACCGGAAGUAGUACAGAAACACAUGCAGACAAAAUUGCUGUUCUCAGAACUGAAUAGCAAUGUAAAAAUACAAGUCAGAGACAUGUUUCAGCUGUAUUUAAAGCUUUAAAGAGAAACUAAACAGUAACUUGUAAAGAUGGAGACUGCUGCCCUGGUGGCUCCUAUCACAGGUUUGGAGUUGUUUCAGGAUCAGUUUCUGCUGACAGGUGAAGGACCAGUCUUGUCCGUGUACAGUCUCCUGCCCCGUCCAAAUGUUGGUGCCUCGCUGAGUGUCCUGCAAGGUUACAGAAUCCAUGGGAUCAGAGUGAGGAGCCGGGACACAGUGCCAACACAGAGCUCCACCGCCUCAGAGAAGAACUCUGCCUCUACAAGCAACUUCUACGACCUCGCCAUAUUUGGAGGAAAGGCAGUGAGGCUCGUCAGGCUUCAUUUAGAGUGCCAGGAUGCGGAGACUCUUCGCUUGGAGGCCCUGGGGCCCCUGUUGGACCUCAGGGACUGGGCCCUAGAUGUCCGCUGGCUCUCCUCAGACAAGCAGUCCCUGCUCUGUGUCGCUGUUGCUCAUAACGGUGCUCUUCUCCUGGACUCUACCACAGGGAGCACCCUGGUUCAGUGCUCCUGCCUGGAGGGCUGUCUGCUGUACUCUGCCCUUCUUCUGGUGCAUGACUCUUGGGCGGAUACCGUCUUGGUUGGUGGGACUGUUUUCAAUCAGAUCAUCAUCUGGAAGCCUGGUCGGGGUGAUGAAAUGAUCAAUUCUGGUCACAAGGCUCCAAUUGAGUGCCGACUGUUGGGUCACAGCGGGGUCAUCUUCAGCAUCUCUUACCUCCAGGAGAACGGGUACCUCGCAUCGGCGUCAGAUGACCGCAGCAUUCGGGUUUGGGGUGUCGGUGCCUUGGGCGGCCCUGGAGGGAAAUGUGGAGAACCUAACCCGACGUGUUUAAGGGUCCUGUACGGCCACCAGGCCAGAGUGUUCUCGGUCCGUCUCUCAGGCAGGUACGCGUUCAGCGCAGGGGAGGAUGGCGCAUGUUUAGUCUGGGACUUGUUAGGAGGGGGAAAGGUGAUUCGCACACUGAAGGGACACCGCGCGGGCGGGGUGCGUUCCCUAGCGGUCAGUGGGGGAACAGAAGAUGGUGAGAGAUGGGUGGCCACAGGAGGAGCAGAUGGAGGGGUUAGGCUGUGGAAAGUAGGAGAUAGUGAGGAGAAAGAGAGCCUAGAAGAGAAACUAACAGACCUGAAGUUUCCAGAUGCUGCUCUUCCGAAAGUGGUUUGUCUAGUGGGAGGAGAAGAGGAAAAGACUUACUGGAGUCAGUUUUUGGUUUGUACUGACAGAGGGACAGUUUGCCAGUACAGCAGUGGGAGCUGGGAGACGAUAUGGGAAGGCCCAGCUGAGUUUUCAUCAUAUUGUGUGAUGGAGACAGUGACUGUGUUAGUGAGAAAUGCAGCUAUCUUGGUUACAUUGUGUGCUGUUGGGAACAUCAGCGGCUCCAUCCAGGUGUUUCCCACUUCCCAUCCUCUGUCUGGUGUUCGUCUUUCAGGCAGACCAGGCAAGAUCCAUAGUAUCGUAUGGAAAAAGGAAACGGAUAAUUUGUAUUUACUCGCAUCAGGUGCCGAAGGAUUUGUCUGUCGCUGGUGUGUGGAGGUAAAUAUGACUGUAAACUGCUCAUUAGUCAUAAGUGUGGAACCUCUUCCACCUUUUCUCCUCCCUCUCUGCUCCAAGCGCUGGCUCACAGCCGCCGUUCGCCUCCGGCUUCACUCCAACAAGAUGCUGUGGGUGUGUGGAGACAGGAGAGGGUCACUGCUGUUGUAUCAGGAAGAAGAAAACGUUGAGCUGAACCAAACCGAUCAUGAGAAACUCGGUGAAGGCUCACAGAGGAAAGAGGAAGAAGGGCAUGACUCUACACAUCAGCCUCUAAGCUGUCUGUUCGGCGUGCACGGGAAACACGGCGUGACCUCGGUGUGCGAAUACCAGGGGUUGCUUUACAGCACCGGGAAGGAUGGCUGUGUGAGGAUCUUCAGGACUCAGCAUGAAGACGGCGAGUUUCGGCUGGAGGUGCUCAGAGUCCAACGGGCCUGCCGGGGCAUGGAGUGGCUGGAGAGAGUCUUCAUUCUUGAGUCUGAAAUCAAGAAAGGAGAGGAACCGGAAAAUGCGAUCGGAGAGGAGCCAAGGGAGGCCAGAUUCGUCAUCGCCGGCUUCCACGCUGUCCACUUUGUGGUGUGGGAUCCUGUGAGACAGGAGAGGCUGAUGGCAGUGGCCUGUGGUGGCGGGCAUCGCUCCUGGAGUCUCUGGCCUUCGCACACAGGGGUUUGGCCCGGACGGGGAGCUUUGGUCUUCAUCAAGCAGGGGGCCGUCCUGACUUCCCAGCCCCCAGGGGAGAUGCUCAGCUGUGCUGGGGACGCAGGGAGAACUGGAGGAUGGAGCUUGAGAGAGGGCAUACAUGGCAGGGGGAUCUGGUGUGUGUGCAGGCUGGGAAGGAUAGAAGAGACUGGAAUUGACUCCCACGCACGUACAGGAAGCAGUAAAUCAUAUUGGGAGGUAGUGGUGACAGGAGGGGAGGACACUAGCUUAGCGGUUCUGGCUAUAAACCCAGUUUCUGGGAUCAUCAAGGUUCUCUCGGUUCUUACCGACCACAUAUCAGGCGUGCGAACAGCAACGGCGAUAACUCGGCCACAGGGAGACACUCUCUCCUCCCUGGUACUGUCCGCCGGAGGCCGGGCUCAGAUUCAGUGUAAUCGGCUGCUGGUCGCCUGGGACAGGCAGAGACUGGCUCCUUAUUGUCAGGUGAUCCAGGUAGCGAGCCACCGAUUGGACGCGCAGUGGGAGAAGAAGCGGAAUCGACACAAAACUGUGAAAAUGGACCCAGAGUCAAGGUACAUGUCCAUAGAGGUUCUGCAGGAAGAGACGGGCUGCGUCCUCGUGGCUCUGUCCUGCAGUGACGGGGCGCUCAGAUUGUUUUCUGUCAAUGAAGGUGAAAAUCAGAUCGACCUGCUGUGGGAGACGUUUUACCACCAGCGCUGUGUUCUCUGUGUCGCCACUUGCAGCCUGCAGGACGACAAAGGCAGCAGGUCCAGGCUCCUGCUCAGCGCAGCCACAGACGGAAACAUCGCAGUGUGGCGUUUGACUGAAAGUCUGUCCGUACCGGCCCAGAAUUCAAUCCCCUGCCUCGUCAUCCCCGCCCACCAGAGCGGCAUCAACUCAUUGGCUGUUUGGGUGGAGAUACUGGGACAACAAGAGGACGGUUGCCUGGUAACAGUUGCGAGCGGAGGAGAUGACGGGCAGCUGACGGUGUCCACAGUGAGGGCGCAGCACCCAGAAGACGGGGAGCUUGUGGGGAGCCGGGGGUUUUCUCAGAUAAGUGAUGAUCAUGCCGCGCAGGAUAAUCCUUCCAACCAGUUUCAGCUUCGUUUGCACUCCCAGUUCAGCAUCCCGCUGGCUCACGCUGCCUCCCUCACCGCCCUGAAGCUCCUGAGCCCCGGCCUCCUGGUUUCCACCUCCUCUGAUCAGAGGGUUUGUCUGUGGAGAGUCAGCGGUACCGACAUCAGCCACAACGGGGCGCUGUGCUCCCACGUUGCAGAUGCCACGGGGCUCGCCGUGUGGGAGGAGGAGGAAGAAGUGGAUGAAAUGAUGGGGUCUGAGACUGAGCGGGUGAAUGCAGUUUUGAAGGAAAUAGUUGACCCAGUUUGUAAGACCAGCGAAGAGGAAAAGACAACCGAUGAUCCGAGGAAUCCGGCGGAGGACGGAGACACCAGCACAGCUUCCUGUGAGGAGAGGAAGAAGACGGCGAAGGUGGGAUGGAGCCUGGUCUGCGGCCAGGGCCUCCAGCUUCUGCGACUCAGGAACGCUGGGAUGGAUGCAGAGACGUGGAAAGAGAAACAGUAACUUCGGAAUUAGAAGCCAAAUAUGCAGUCAGAGGAUCAAAGCAGUCCAUAAUUUAUUUUUAAAAGACUUUUGUUGAUAUAUUUAUCUUGACUGGUGUUUUAUAAAUCAAACCAUUUUUAAUUAAAGGUCACCAAUUUUCCAGA